Triplophysa rosa is the source of this 2688-nucleotide messenger RNA. RefSeq names its product dynein, cytoplasmic 1, intermediate chain 1 (gene dync1i1). The record is from RefSeq and is a predicted model, not a curated record. Gene Ontology annotation, biological process: transport along microtubule. The coding region runs from base 181 to 2118 and encodes 645 amino acids. Gene Ontology annotation, molecular function: dynein light chain binding; dynein heavy chain binding. The transcript is spliced from 17 exons. Lineage: Eukaryota; Metazoa; Chordata; Actinopteri; Cypriniformes; Nemacheilidae. Gene Ontology annotation, cellular component: cytoplasmic dynein complex.
CGUAUCAUCUGGGUACUUCCGGCUUUGGGUGCUGAUGAGACUCGAGAAGUGAACUGGUGAUGGUUUACGUUUUAUCUAGAUUUUAAAGCGACUGUGUAGAUGUUUAGACAGUUAUUUCCUCAUUUAGGCGAAACAUCACAAGAAGCAGUCGAGAUAAGCAAAGAUUAAACCACAUAGAAGAUGACUGAUAGAAGUGACCUGAAAGCUGAACUUGAGCGCAAAAAACAGCGCUUAGCCCAGAUUCGAGAAGAGAAAAAGAAAAAGGAGGAAGAGAGAAAAAAGAAAGAGUCUGAGAUGCUACAGAGAGCAGAGAAUGUGUCUGAAGACUCAGAUCUAGACAGAAAGAGACGAGAGACAGAAGCAUUGUUGCAGAGCAUUGGAAUUUCACCAGAGCCACCUUUAGUGCAGCCAGUGCAGCUUUUAACAUGGGAUACCUGUUAUUAUCAUUAUUUAGUCCCAACCCAUAUGUCUCCCUCUUCGCAAUCAGUGAGCCCACCCAGUGAAACGGGAAGUCAAGAGUCCAUAGAUGGUGGGACAGCGGGAAGGACAUUACAGUGGGAUACAGACCCCUCAGCUCUUCAGCUUCUUGCUGAUUCUGUGCAUGGGUGCAGGAUGCAAAGGCUUGGUGCAUCAAAGAUAGUUCAGAUUGACUUCAUGCCAAAAGAAUUGGUGACAUAUUCUAAAGAGACACAGACGCCUGUCGCACCUCAUCAGUAUGAAGAGAAGGAAGAUGAGGAGUUAUCGGUGACCAAACCUGAGCCUGUGCCACAGCAGCUAGAGGAGGAAACACCUCAGGAGACUGAGAAAGUUCAUCCUGGAGAACUGACCAAUGAGGAGAAAGAACAGAUUAUUCACUCAGGGGAUUUCCUGCUUUUCUUCGACCGAAGCAUCCGUGUAGUAGAGAGAGUCCUGGCUGAGGAUACAGACAUUUUCUUUGACUACAGUGGCCGUGAUAUGGAGGACAAAGAAGGGGAUAUGCAAGCUGGAUCAAACUUGUCUUUUAAUCGACAUUUCUAUGAUGAGCAUUGGUCCAAACAUCGAGUUGUCACAUCUCUUGACUGGUCACCACAGUAUCCUGAGUUGUUACUGGCCUCGUACAACACCAAUGAGGAUGCACCUCAUGAGCCGGAUGGAGUUGUGUUGGUCUGGAACAUGAAGUUUAAAAAGACAACCCCAGAGUACAUAUUCCACUGUCAGUCGUCUGUGAUGUCAGUGGGCUUUGCUCAGUUUCAUCCUAACCUGGUGAUUGGAGGCACUUACUCAGGGCAGAUAGCGCUGUGGGACAAUCGAAGCCACAGAAGGACCCCGGUGCAAAGGACACCGCUGUCUGCUACUGCACAUACUCAUCCUGUGUACUGUGUGAAUGUAGUUGGAACACAAAAUGCAAACAACCUGAUCACAGUAUCCACAGAUGGCAAGAUGUGCUCCUGGAGUCUGGACAUGCUGUCACAGCCUCAGGAAAGUAUGGAGCUGAUCUACAACAAGUCAAAGCCCGUAGCUGUAACUUGUAUGGCCUUCCCUGCAGGUGAUGUGAAUAACUUUGUUGUAGGAUGUGAGGAGGGCACAGUUUACACAGCGUCCCGCCAUGGAAGUAAGGCUGGUAUUGGCGAAAUGUUUGAUGGGCAUCAAGGACCUGUGACUGGAAUCAGAUGCCAUAAUGCUGUGGGACCAGUUGACUUCUCCCAUCUCUUUGCCACGUCAUCAUUUGACUGGACUGUCAAACUGUGGUCAACCAAGCAUAACAAGCCCAUCUAUUCCUUUGAAGACAAUGCAGACUAUGUGUAUGAUGUCAUGUGGUCUCCUGUACAUCCAGCCGUCUUUGCUACAGUGGACGGCAUGGGUCGCUUGGACCUUUGGAACCUGAACAACUAUACCGAGGUGCCAUCUGCAAGUGUGACAGUGGAGGGGGGAUGUGCCCUCAACCGGGUCAGAUGGGCAUCAGGGGGCAGAGAGAUAGCAGUGGGUGAUUCCGAAGGUCGUGUUUGGAUUUAUGAUGUUGGAGAGCAGUUAGCCGCGCCCCACACAGAGGACUGGAGCAAAUUUGCCCAUACUCUCAUGGAGAUUCGGGCAAACCGAGGAGAUGGAGAGGAGGAACAUUCCAUUGAACUGACUGCCUGAGAGCCACACACACAUUAUCUUAACCUGUAUACACACACUGACGCAUUCAUGUUUGGUGAGAAUUUGAAACAAGCUAUGCCAAAACAGAUGCUAGAUAUAAACCUAAUUGAUCACACAUCUAUGCUGACUACAGAUCCUUUUUUGUCUCUUUUUUGCCCACAAAAGCCUAUUUAUAGCAUGGGUGUUAAUUAGCAAUAACACACACAGGUGAUCAUGCUAAUGUAAAUGAAAAAGCUUGCAGUGAGUGAGCCAAUGUGAUCUUACGGUAUCGGAAUAGUAAAUCGUAAUCUGAUUUAUCAUUUCAAUUUUAAAUUAGAGAAUGGACAGGUUUAUAUUUGGAUAUAACGUAACAGUUGGUGCAUUUACCAUUAUGUAAAAAAUGUAUUGCAGGAAAAACUUAUGCUCUUAUAAAUAUGUAUUUUGUUUCUCACAUUGUUUUUAUGUUGUAUGUGUGUACACAAUACCAACGUUGAAUUAACUGCAUAAUAUGUAUUUGUAUGUAUAAUGCUCCUGUACAGCGUCAACGUACUUCUGAAUAAAGGUCAUGGUAUCCAACAAUUUUUUCGCAGU